Messenger RNA from Scleropages formosus (Asian bonytongue), 3394 nucleotides. RefSeq names its product glutamyl aminopeptidase (gene enpep). Gene Ontology annotation, molecular function: zinc ion binding; peptide binding; metalloaminopeptidase activity. The transcript has 20 exons. The record is from RefSeq and is a predicted model, not a curated record. Gene Ontology annotation, biological process: peptide catabolic process; regulation of blood pressure; proteolysis. NCBI's taxonomy places the organism in Eukaryota, Metazoa, Chordata, Actinopteri, Osteoglossiformes, Osteoglossidae. Bases 235 to 3087 code for a protein of 950 amino acids. Gene Ontology annotation, cellular component: cytoplasm; plasma membrane.
UUCAGCUCCUUAGUCUUUCAUCUUUAUUUAGGUUGCUGUCCCCGUUCUCUAGCUCCCUUCAGACAGCUAUCCCACAGCAGGAGUGGAGGCUUCUUGCAGGACAAAAAGUUCUCAAUUCAAGUAUAGAUACAGAGAACUGGCUUUUAAGUACUGUUCUCUUAUUCUUUACUGUCGGACAAGAGGAGGACUGAGGUUGGCGACUGAAACACCUCCCCAGGCAACUUCUUCACCAUCAUGGAGAUGGAGAUGGAGAAGCUAGAGAAGCGCUACUGCAUCCACGGAAAGCAUGUGGCCAUCAUCUGCACAGUGGUGGUGGUCUGCUCUCUUGCAGUGGGCUUGGGUGUGGGCCUCAACAAGUCUGGUUCGGGAACACAACCUAAUGAGGAUACCCCAACCCCCUCAAUACCCCCUGUGGACUAUGGACCCUGCCAGGCCUCCAGUGAUACCAAUGGAGAGUGGACAAAUUUCAGACUUCCCGAUUACAUUACACCAAUCCACUAUGACCUCAACUUGGAGCCUGACUUGGACACAUACAUCUACACUGGAACUGUCUCAAUCCACCUGAAGGUUUCCAAACCCACUCAGUACUUAUGGCUCCAUAUACGGGAGACAUUUGUCAGCAGCUCACCUAAACUCCAGAAGAAUAAUGGGGGCAGCCUGCAUGAUGUUGCUCUAAAUGGUUGUUUUCAGUAUAAGCCUCAGGAGUAUGUGGUGGUAGAGGCAAGAGAGCUGCUACCAACUACCGGUCCUGCUGAGUUUUAUGUGCUAACACUGGACUUCCAAGGCUGGCUCAAUGGAUCCCUGGUGGGAUUCUAUGCAACUACCUACCAAGAGAAUGGGCAGACUAAAAAAAUCGCUGCCACAGACCAUGAGCCAACAGAUGCACGCAAGUCUUUUCCCUGCUUUGAUGAGCCAAAUAAGAAGGCCACUUUCAAAAUAUCCAUCACCCAUGACAGUGCCUACAAAGCGCUCUCAAAUAUGCCCGUAGAGGGAAGGAAAGAACUCUCUAGAAACAAGAGCAAAACGUCUUUUCAACUGUCAGUACCAAUGAGCACAUAUCUGGUCUGUUUUGCUGUGCACCAGUUUGAAUACGUGGAAAGAAUAUCUUCACGUGGAGUACCACUACGGAUCUACGUGCAGCCCUUGCAAAUCCAUACAGCAGAAUAUGCCGCCAACACCACAAAGAAGAUAUUUGACUACUUUGAGACCUACUUCAACAUGAAUUACUCCAUAAGCAAACUAGACAAGAUUGCCAUCCCUGACUUUGGCACAGGAGCCAUGGAGAACUGGGGGCUGAUCACCUACAGGGAGAACAACCUGUUAUAUGAUGAGAAUGAGUCAUCCUCCUACAACAAGCAGCGUGUGGCCAGUGUCAUCUCCCAUGAGCUGGUCCAUCAGUGGUUUGGCAACAUUGUGACAAUGGACUGGUGGGAUGACCUGUGGCUCAAUGAGGGGUUUGCCAGCUUCUUUGAGUAUGUGGGUGUGAAUGAGGCUGAGCCAACAUGGAACAUGCGUGACAUCAUACUCAUCAAUGAUGUGUUACCAGUCAUGGUAAAUGAUGCCAUGCUCUCUUCUCAUCCCAUUAUUGUUAAUGUGUCAUCCCCAGCUGAAAUCACAUCUGUGUUUGACAGCAUAUCUUACAGCAAGGGGGCGUCUAUCUUGAGGAUGCUAGAAGAUUUAAUGGGGCAGGAAACCUUUAGAGAUGGGUGUCGUAAAUAUCUGAAACAUUUCCACUUUCAGAAUGCAAAAACAUCUGAUUUCUGGGAUUCAUUACAGGAAGUGAGUGGACUGCCUGUAGCAGACAUAAUGGACACCUGGACCAAACAGAUGGGAUACCCGGUGUUGGAUUUGUCCAUGACUGCACCGCUGGCAAAACUUGCGCAAAAGCGCUUCUUGCUGGACCCCAAUGCUGACCCCUCCAAGCCAAGUGUCCCACUGAACUACAAGUGGACUAUUCCUGUUCAGUGGUACUCUGUGGGCACUAAUAAUAGCAACACCAUUAUCUUUGAAAAGGAACAGACAGAGGUGACUUUACAUUAUGAUACCAAUAGUAUGGAUGGACUAUUGCAAGUGAACAAAAAUCACCUAGGAUUCUACAGGGUCAAUCAUGAUUCUAGCAUAUGGGUCAAAAUUAGCCAGCAUCUCCUUGACAAUCAUUUGGCUUUCACUGCUGCCGAUCGCUGUGGAUACAUAGAUGAUGUUUUUGCUCUGGGACAGGCUGAUAUGGUAGAUUAUGGAAGUGCUUUCGAAGUGACCAAAUACCUUAACAGAGAGAAACAGUACAUUGUCUGGGCACGGGUGGCAGCCUCGAUCUCAUACCUGCAAGAUAUGCUCAUGGAUGACAGUACAAUUUAUCCCAAAUUCCAGAAAUAUUUCCGUGACAAAGUCCAGAACAUCUCCAAGGAGCUUGGCUGGACUGACACAGGAGACCAAACCACAAGGCUACUGCGAGAGACGGUGCAGGGAAUUGCCUGCUCAACGGAGGAUCAAGAAGCACUUCAGAAGGCUUCUGAUGUGUUCAGCCAGUGGGUCAAUGGCACCAGUGUGGCUGUCAACCUCCGUCUGCUGGUUUACCGCUAUGGCAUGAAGAACGUGAAAAACGAGGACUCAUGGAAUACAAUGUUUGACCACUACCAGAAGGCCACUCUGGCUCAGGAGAAAGACAAGCUUCUUUAUGGACUAGCAUCAGUAGAAAAUGUUUCACUGCUCAACCGGUUACUGGAAGCAGCGAAGGAUGAGCAGGUCGUCAGAAGCCAGGAUGUUUUCACACUCAUCAGAUACGUUUCCGCUAACAAAUUUGGAAAGAACAUGGCUUGGAUCUGGGUCACACUCAACUGGGAAUACCUUGUCAGCAGGUUCACCAUUAAUGACAGGAACCUCGGGCGUCUGAUGACCCAGAUCACCUCUACAUACAACACAGACCUACAGUUGUGGCAGAUGCAGCAGUUCUUUGCGCGAUACCCUGAGGCAGGGGCUGGUGAGACCCCCAGAAAGCAGGCCUUGGAGACUGUGCUGAAUAACAUAGACUGGGUGAAGAGGAACAAAGCUGAGAUUGGCCAAUGGCUGGAGAAAAAUGUUCCAUAUUAACCACAGCUGGGAUAGUUUCUACCAUAGGUUAAUAUCAGAUUUCAUAUACAAUGUAUUAAAUAUCAACUUUAAUCACAGUGUGUUUUCAAUACAUAUUUGAUUUUGGGGGGUGGGUGGGUCAUGCAAUCAAAGGCUAAUAAUGACUUCAGUACGUGUUUGAACCUGUUCUCAAAGUGAUGUUUUGUAGCCACAGUAGUAUGUGUUUGCACUUUCAAUAAAUUGUAUUUGUGUUUCCUUCUCUUACAUCUGUUUUUGAUUGCCAGGCAACUGCUGCAUGACAGUAUAAUAAACCCUUCACCUGUAAUGC